Terrapene triunguis (Three-toed box turtle) is the source of this 403-nucleotide messenger RNA. RefSeq names its product dynamin-2-like. Gene Ontology annotation, molecular function: microtubule binding; GTP binding; GTPase activity. The annotation marks the transcript as partial. Lineage: Eukaryota; Metazoa; Chordata; Testudines; Emydidae. The transcript has 3 exons. The record is from RefSeq and is a predicted model, not a curated record. Gene Ontology annotation, cellular component: microtubule; membrane; cytoplasm.
GCCUACGGACAAUUGGAGUGAUCACCAAACUAGACCUGAUGGAUGAGGGCACCGAUGCCAGAGACAUCCUGGAGAACAAACUGCUUCCUUUAAGAAGAGGCUACAUCGGCGUCGUUAACCGGAGCCAGAAGGAUAUAGAAGGCAAGAAGGACAUCAGAGCAGCGCUGGCCGCAGAGCGGAAGUUCUUCCUUUCUCACCCAGCCUACAGGCACAUGGCAGAUCGAAUGGGCACACCUCACUUACAGAAAGUCCUCAACCAGCAACUGACCAACCACAUCCGUGAUACCCUGCCCUCACUGCGCAGCAAGCUGCAGAGCCAGCUGCUCUCCCUGGAGAAGGAAGUGGAGGAAUACAAGAACUUCCGCCCCGACGACCCCACACGGAAAACCAAAGCCUUGCUACA